AUGGCUGAAGGGAGUGAUGCGAGGGCGUGGGAGGAGCUGAUCCCCGAUGCCCUGGGCCUCAUCUUCCGCAACCUCCCUCUCCAAGAGAUCUUCACCGUUAUUCCUAGGGUCUGCAAAUUGUGGUCGCGAGUAGUAUUGGGCCCCUACUGCUGGCAGGAAAUCGACAUCGACGAGUGGAGCCAGCACUACAAGCCAGAGCAACUCGAUAAAAUGCUUCACAUGCUCAUAGAUCGCAGCUAUGGCUCCUUCCACAGGCUCAGUGUUUCCGGCCUCCAUACCGAGUCCAUGUUCACCUUAAUUGCAGACCAUGCUGGUUCCCUUCAGAGGUUGGAGCUUCCAAGAAGUGAAAUGAACGAUGCCAUUGUCAAACUUGUUGCACCAAGAUUGUGCAAUUUGACUUACUUGGAUGUCAGCUACUGCUCAAAGAUAGGUGCUUGUGCGAUCGAAGCGUUUGGAUCUCUCUCUUUCCGAUCCCUAUCACUACGCCCUCAUCGCUUCCAAUUCCUUCGUCAAGGUAAAAGCAUCGCACUCUCGGUUCCGGUUCCUUCAGCGAUGCGGCUGUGGAGCUGGGCCGUGAACUGGUACUCCCUCCCUCGAAGACGAAUUAACUUCUACAACUUCACCUUCAAUCAAGACAUCAUGAAACAAAUAUGCUGA
This is a messenger RNA of Zingiber officinale, 657 nucleotides long. RefSeq names its product F-box protein FBW2-like. Bases 1 to 657 code for a protein of 218 amino acids. The transcript is spliced from 2 exons. The record is from RefSeq and is a predicted model, not a curated record. NCBI's taxonomy places the organism in Eukaryota, Viridiplantae, Streptophyta, Magnoliopsida, Zingiberales, Zingiberaceae.